Messenger RNA from Cydia fagiglandana, 2236 nucleotides. RefSeq lists its product as uncharacterized. The record is from RefSeq and is a predicted model, not a curated record. Lineage: Eukaryota; Metazoa; Arthropoda; Insecta; Lepidoptera; Tortricidae. The transcript has 5 exons. The coding region runs from base 54 to 842 and encodes 262 amino acids.
AAUGUCUUAGAUCAGGUUUGAAAUCACAUAGGGCACUACGUAUUAAAUGAAAGAUGGGGUUAAAAUUAAUGAAGUUAAUUUUACUCGCGGUGUGUGCUGUAUGUGUCAGCGGGAGGCGCUUGCCGACUGGCCGAAAUGACACCACGGAAACUGAUAAUCAUCAAAACAACCCGUUAUCGGAGUGUCACUACAGCGACCCGGCGGUGAGCAAGUGCAUCGAGCGCGUGGCGACGGCGGCCCGCAGCGUGCUUGCUCGUGGCGCGCCCGCGCUGGGCGUGCAGCCACUCGAGCCGCUGCGCGUGCCCAGCAUCCGCCUGCGCCAGCACAACGUGCCCGCGCGCAGCUUCAAGUACGACGCCUGGCUCGCCGACGUCACGCUCCACGGACUCACCGACUACUCUUUCAACAGAUUAGAUGUUUACCCAGAAGAGCUGAAGGUCACCACGAACAUCAGCUUGCCGCUUCUGGCCAUGUUCAGCGAGUAUGUGAUACUCGGAGAAUUCCAAAUGCUUCCCGUUGAAUCUACUGGGAAGAUGUCUGUCAAUUUUACUCAGUGCACGGCGUCGAUCGAGGCGGUGGGCGCGCGCGCACAUAAGCGGCUAGUGGUGCGCGACGCCGCCGUGCGCCUGCGCUGCGCGGGCCCGCUGCACGCGGACCUCAUGGAGGCGCACUCCUCCACCAGCGAGAUGGAAAUGAUAACGGAGCACAUAGCGCGCAUGCACGCCGGCGACAUCGCGGGCGAGGUGCAGCCCGCGCUGGAGACUGCGCUGGCCAUGGUGCUGGAGGACGUGGCCAACAAGUUCCUCAAGCACCUCCCUGCCGACUCUGUCUUCCCCAACUAGCACUAUUGAUUUACACUGAUACUGCCUCAUUGACACCGUGCUACAGCUUUCAGUAUUUUUUUGUAAUAAUUGUAGUGUUUGUAAUAUAAAUAAGCUCUGUGGCCGUUCGCAAUCUUUACGCCGGACAGGAUAGCGACCUAGGCCUGUGUACCGGGGCGAUGGGCGCCGUGGCGGGCUGUACAUGGUAGGUAUUUAGUACAUACUAUGUACUUACCGCCUAUACCUAUGUGUGUAAUGAAGAAAUAUUUUAUUUCACUAAGCAAAUAACAAACAAACAAUUUUAAGGCUAGAUAAAGUCAAAUUUACGAAUUUAUCCAUUUACGCCGAGUAAUAUGUCACACCUUUUACGAUAAAAAAAUCAGUGGAUUUUUUUUAGUAUUAUUGAGGUUUUUGCUGAAACAUUUGGAUGAAUGAGUUUUCUUUCUAGAGAAGGAAAAAUAGCAAUCAUACAAAUGUAUUUAACAAUAAAUCCUUAAGUUUCUUAUAGUUAUACCUAAUAGUACAUAUUAAAUUAAUGAAGAGGUAUGUAUUAUUGAACUUUCGAUUAAACAUACGCAAUUUUAAACAAUAUUUUGAGGCUGCCCUGUAAGUGUUUAACAUAAUUUAUUCCUUGGAGUAUGUAGGUACCUAUUUAUUAACCGACUUCCAAAUCUAAAAGGAGGAGGUUAUGAAUUCGGUUGUAUGUUUUUUGAUACACAAUUUUUACCUACUAGGUAUAAAUAUUGUACAAUGUUGAUGGAUGAAUUUAGGAUUUAAAUAAAAUGUACUGCGAUAGUUCUUUAUACGAUAACAGUGUAUUAUUUUUAAUUCUAUGAAAUUAAAAAAAUAUAAGACAAAACCCGACUGCAAAAAAGCUAUCUUUAGAAAAAAAUUAAAAAAAAACUGAAAAGCAAAAAACAAGUUCAGUAGUCAAGAACAUUGAAUCAGUUUCAUGAUUAACAUUUCGUAUGUCAAUUUUGGGCCUUGGAGUUUAAAAAUAAUGUCCAAAUCGCUUGUGACGGAUCCGGAACGAGGCAUACGAAUCGUUAUGACACAGAUAAAACAAACUAUACAUUCUUAUACGAAACACCAACUUCAACAGUCGGGACCCAUUAUUGUCGUCAACAUUAGUGCCGCAGCCUAGACUUUUAAUGGGUCCCGACUGUUGAAGUUGCUGUUUCGUAUAAGAAUGUAUAGUUUGUUUUAUCUGUGUCAUAACGAUUCGUAUGCCUCGUUCCGGAUCCGUCACAAGCGAUUUGGACAUUAUUUUUAAACUCCAAGGCCCAAAAUUGACAUACGAAAUGUUAAUCAUGAAACUGAUUCAAUGUUCUUGACUACUGAACUUGUUUUUUGCUAUUCAGUUUUUUUUUAAUUUUUUUCUAAAGAUAGCUUUUUUGCAGUCGGGUUUUUUUAUU